Purpureocillium takamizusanense is the source of this 717-nucleotide messenger RNA. RefSeq lists its product as uncharacterized. NCBI's taxonomy places the organism in Eukaryota, Fungi, Ascomycota, Sordariomycetes, Hypocreales, Ophiocordycipitaceae. The record is from RefSeq and is a predicted model, not a curated record. Bases 1 to 717 code for a protein of 238 amino acids. The transcript has 2 exons. Gene Ontology annotation, molecular function: zinc ion binding; nucleic acid binding.
AUGGCGGUCGCUAUCGUCGGCGUCGCCGCCGUCGCGGCGGCCGCGGCCGUCGCCGCCGGGGCGGUCUUCUUAAUGCUACGGGAUCAAGACACCUUCUGGCGAGAGACGGAACCGCAACUGCAACUGGAUCAGCAGCGAGGGGGGGACAGCACGCCCCUGGCAAACCCCAGUACGGCUCAUCCCGAAAUCCCAUACAACACGGCACCAACGAGCCAUCAAAGCCCAGCAUCGUCACCGAGCGACACCCCGCCUUCCUCCGCCCCCUGCGGCGUGUGCAACCAGGAAACUCACGUUGCCCGCGAGUGCAUCAGGGCCAACGCCGACGGCCUGCUCGCCGCAUGCACGCUCUGCAACUCCACGGACCACCUGAUCGACGAGUGCCACAAAUGGCUCCAGCUGAGCUUCGAGGGCCAGUUUCGGGUGUGCUUCACGGAGCGGGCCAAGCUCCCGCAGCUGCUCAUGAAGAAUAUGAAUGACGCGUAUGCCCUCAUCGACGCGUGGUGGAGGACUGGACGACCGCUGCCCCGAGAUUUUCCCUGGUCUGGGGGGUUUGUCAAGAAGCUUCGAGAAGAGAAGCGUUGGAACUUGGCCGUUCAAUGCUACGAAGGGCCUUUUCGCUUCGACGCGUCCGGAAACGAAGUCGACCAAGGACGCACAAGGGAAGUCGGCAUCGCAAUGCUCUCGCAGCGGAUAGGUCCGCAGCCUUUCACGACUUGA